GAAGCGGCUUCCGGCUUCCGGCAGAGUCGUGGGUCGUCGUGCGCAGCCGCCAUGGCAGCUGAGGAGAAGGAUCCUUUGAGCUAUUUUGCGGCAUACGGGAGCAGCAGCUCAGACUCCUCGGGCGAGGAGGAUAACAGCGAGCCGGAGGAAACGAGUCCGAAGGGCCCGGAUCUGGCGAAGUCGGCGGGCGGCUGUGGGAACAAGGCAAAGAAUCGACUGCCCGGACCUGAUGAGCUGUUCCGGAGCGUGACUCGCCCAGCCUUUCUCUAUAAUCCGCUCAACAAGCAGAUAGACUGGGAGAGGCACGUCGUCAAAGCGCCUGAGGAGCCUCCAAAGGAAUUCAAAAUAUGGAAGUCAAACUAUGUGCCACCUCCAGAGACCUACACUACUGAGAAGAAACCUCCGCCUCCAGAGCUGGAUAUGGCAAUAAAAUGGUCGAACAUAUAUGAGGACAAUGGUGAUGAUGCCCCACAGAAUGCUAAGAAAGCUAGGCUUCUACCAGAAGGAGAGGAGACAUUAGAAUCAGAGCCUUGUGAAACCACAUGGGAAAAUGUGGAAAUGAGAACUUAACGUGACUUGUCCGAGGUCACAAAACUAGAAAAUACAUGCUCUAAAAUAGAUGAUGAAAAAGAUGAGCAUACUUCAAAAAAGCGCAAAGUAGAACCAGGAGAACAAGCAAAGAAGAAAAAGUAAACAACCACAAGUGACAAGAAUUUUUGGACUACUAAACUUGUUGAAAUGUGUCUUUGGGCAGAUUAAUUUGAUGUUAUGGGUUAUUAUGACAAAACAUCUCUGUGAAAGUACAUAUGUUAAUGAACUAAUAAGUAUUGCUUCAAGAACUUUCCACUGUAGAAUUCAUUUUUAAUUUAAAACUUGUAUGUAUUUAAAAUUCAAAUGGUGAUCUGUGAUUGUGAAAUUAACAGUACUUGGAAGCAUUCUUGUUAUCACAUAAUUGGUGACAUGCUUUGAGAGUUUUGUCACAUAUUGACAUGGAAAUGUUCUAUGAACCUUUUAUAAAGGAAUAUAUUUUUAAAGUGAAUAUAUUGUAAUGUACUGUGAACUUGUAGGGUGCUUUUCAUCAGUGUUUGUACAGUGUAAAUAGAUCAUGGAAAUAAAAUUACUUAUUCAAUAUUACUCUUACUGCAUAAUAUCAACAUUUGAAUAUUUGUGACAAGUACCUUCCUUGUGACAAGGAGGAAUUACCAUUGGGGGAGUGCCUCAUGUUCCAGGUGCUUUGUAUAUAUGUUAUCUCUAAUCCUCAAGCAGCUUUGUAAGAAAAGUACUAGUAUCCCGUUUUAUAAUAAAGAGAGCUUGAGUAACGUG
Ictidomys tridecemlineatus (thirteen-lined ground squirrel) is the source of this 1323-nucleotide messenger RNA. It is a transcript of the gene C11H1orf52, whose product is annotated as chromosome 11 C1orf52 homolog. NCBI's taxonomy places the organism in Eukaryota, Metazoa, Chordata, Mammalia, Rodentia, Sciuridae. The record is from RefSeq and is a predicted model, not a curated record.